AUGGGAAUGAAGAGACAAACAACAAAGCUGUUGCUGUGGCUGUUGAUGUUCCUCUCUCACACUGUGCCAUUCAGCUAUGAGAGAUCAAUGAGAGAGCGAGCUAUCAGGCUGAUGCAAGAUACGCAUUUAAUCGAUGGCCACAAUGACUUUGCACUGCAGCUGAGAAUAUUUUACCAAAAUAGACUCAGUAGAGUCAACUUAAGAGAAAUCAACAAGACCCACUCAAACCUUGUGAAACUUCAGGCUGGUUAUGUGGGAGCUCAGUUUUGGUCAGUGUAUGUUCUUUGCAGCGCUCAGAACAAGGAUGCUGUGCGUCUGACCUUAGAGCAAAUUGAUGUUGUCAAGAGGAUGUGUAACAGCUAUGAAGAGCUUGAACUUGUGACAACUUCCCAAGGUAUCUCUGACAGCAGAAGGAUUGCAUGUUUGAUUGGAAUAGAAGGUGGUCACUCCAUUGACAGCAGUUUGGCAACGCUGAGGAUGUAUUAUGACCUUGGUGUUCGUUACAUGACUUUAACGCAUUCGUCUGAAUCAUCAUCUAAAGGAAUACACAACUUUUAUCCUAAUGUUACUGGUCUGACUGCAUUUGGCCAAGAAGUGGUAAAAGAGAUGAAUCGCCUGGGUAUGCUGAUAGAUUUAUCUCACACUUCAUGUUCCACAGCAAAAGCUGCACUGAGUAUCUCAAAAGCACCAGUAAUUUUCAGCCAUUCCUCAGCAUUUUCUAUAUGUAAUCACUCUAGAAAUGUUCCUGAUGAUAUCCUCCAGCAGCUGAAAAAGAACAAGGGAAUUAUCAUGGUGACUUUCAAUGCAGAUGUACUGGCCUGUGGCAAAAAAUAUGUUAAUAUUUCUACCCUUGCAGAUCACUUUGACCAUGUGAAGAAAAUUGCAGGUUCAGAAUCGAUAGGAAUUGGUGGUGACUAUGAUGGAGUGGAGCGCUUCCCUGAGGGACUGGAAGAUGUUUCUAAGUACCCCUCUUUGAUUGAGGAACUUCUUAGAAGAGGAUGGAAUGAAAAUGAACUGAAAGGGGUCUUAAGGGAGAACUUUCUCCGUGUCUUCAGGGAAGUGGAAAACGUGCGGAGCAUUAGUGGACUAAUGGAUGCAGGUGAAAGUGAAAUUCCACAGAAAGAAGUACAAAAUUCCUGUCGCCUAGACCUACACAAUCAUCAGCUUCAGACAACCAAGUCCUUUGGAUUUUAUUCUGUGGCACAACCUUUUAGUCUGAUGGUUGUAAUGGUAUCGUAUUUAAUACUGUAUUAUGAAUGGUAAGACCUAUGGAGUC
Mesitornis unicolor (brown roatelo) is the source of this 1276-nucleotide messenger RNA. RefSeq names its product dipeptidase 2 (gene DPEP2). The coding region runs from base 1 to 1263 and encodes 420 amino acids. The transcript is spliced from 10 exons. Gene Ontology annotation, biological process: proteolysis. The record is from RefSeq and is a predicted model, not a curated record. Gene Ontology annotation, molecular function: metallodipeptidase activity. NCBI's taxonomy places the organism in Eukaryota, Metazoa, Chordata, Aves, Mesitornithiformes, Mesitornithidae.